GCCCGCCCGCCUGGCGCCCCGCCGGAGCUCCUCAUGAGCCUCAACGAGCACUCCAUGCAGGCGCUCUCCUGGCGGAAGCUCUACCUCAGCCGGGCCAAGCUCAAAGCCUCCAGCCGCACCUCGGCUCUGCUCUCCGGCUUCGCCAUGGUGGCCAUGGUGGAGGUCCAGUUGGAUGCAGACCACGACUACCCGCCGGGGCUCCUGAUCGCAUUCAGCGCCUGCACCACGGUGCUGGUGGCCGUCCACCUCUUCGCCCUCAUGGUCAGCACCUGCAUCCUCCCGAACAUCGAGGCGGUGAGCAACGUGCACAACCUCAACUCGGUCAAGGAGUCCCCGCACGAGCGCAUGCACCGGCACAUCGAGCUGGCCUGGGCCUUCUCCACCGUCAUCGGGACGCUGCUGUUCCUGGCCGAAGUGGUGCUGCUCUGCUGGGUCAAGUUCCACCCCCUGAAGAAGAAGACGGCCGACGGCCGGGCCAGCAACUCCACCGGCUUCACGGCCGGCGAGGCGGCUGCCAUCACCUCCACCACCAUCAUGGUCCCCUUCGGGCUGGUGUUCAUCGUCUUCGCGGUCCACUUCUACCGGUCGCUGGUGACGCACAAGACGGACCGCCAGUUCCAGGAGCUGAACGAACUCGCUGAGUUUGCCCGGCUGCAGGACCAGCUGGACCACAGGGGCGACACCCUGCCGCCCCCCGGAAGCCAUUUUGCCUAAAGCCUGAACUCUGGACAUCGCAAGGAAGCCGGGGCCAAAGUGUCUGCGGUGUUCUCUUGACUCCCUCGUGCAUGAAUUGGGCUGGGCUGUGGCGUUGGCUUGGAGAGAGGCCGGUCAGUAGCACUGUCCCUUAACGCUGUAGUGCUUUAGAAACAAUCCCACCACCAACAACAACGAUUCUCAUGUUGCCUUUUGAGACACAGAUGCCAGGGGAGGAAUCCUGCCCCGGUCGCCUGCAUCUCUCAGGGGACGCCCCCCUCUCCCCUCGUCGGUAUCGCCCAGAUGGAUUCUCCUGAAAUGUUGGUCCAUGAUCUGGGGAAAUGGAAAUUCUGGGCUAACAGUUGCGGGGUGGUGGGUGGGAGGAAGUUAGAGGCUUAUAGGGAAGCAUCAUAUUUUUACUCCGUGUGUGUGUGUGUUUCAUAACUGGCAUUGGCUAGAGUGUAUUAUUGGCUUGUCAGAUUCAUGUUGCUCAGCCUGGAUGCAAAUGUACAUGAGAGCAUCUAGGAACCAGCACUGCUGCCUGGCCCUGGUCAGGGGCUGCUUAGAACCCCAAUUUUAGAGCAGGCGUAAGAGACAGACCCGUGGGGCGCAGGGAGUGAGAGACAGACCCAUGGGGCGCAGGGCCACCCAGGUGCAGGGUGGUCAGCUUUCAAGUAUCUUGGCCUUCGGGUGUUUGCCUUUUUAAAUUAUUAUUAUUUAAGGAAAGCUGAGUGUCUAGUCUGCAUGAAUGUUAAAAAAAAAUGCUUUAAAGCACGUGGGCAGUGCCUGCUAACAUCUCGGAAACAGGAGGGGUAGCUGAGGAGUGGAACGCUGCAAAAUAGAAGAACCUGAACAAAUUGGCUUUUGAUAUGUGGGAUUCGUACAGCGUGGUGUUUUUCUUUUCCUUAUUGCAAAAUUUGGCUCAUCCUUACAAAAGUUUGUUUUUGCUUCUUCUAAGGAGAAGGUAGUAAACGAUAACACUGUGUGUGCGAGUGUGAGGUUGAGAUUAUGGUCGUCAAGGAAUGUACGUUUUGAAGAUCCUCCCCAACCACACCUUCCAUCAGGUCUUGCUGCCUGCUGGUUGUUAAAAUGCUUUUACACUGGCUUCUGGCAGUGGGAGCCAGGAAAUGCAUCGUGAAACCAUUUCAGAACCCGUUUAACUGCCACACCUUCCCCCGUAAGGACCCUGGAAAAUGUGGUUUCCGGGGGGACGGGGACCGUGCACCCCCGCUACAACUACAGUUCCCAGGGGAAGGUGAGAGGUGUGGGAAUUAAAAUAGCCUUUGCAAAUUGGUUUUAUAUUUUAGUCGCGUGCACAGACCCUUCGUCCUGUGGGUGUGGCGAGCAGCUCCUGGCUAAAAAACGGAGGGUCUUGCUUGUUUCAGAAGAAACCCUGGAGCACAGCGACCACUUCAGGAGCCAAGGAGUUCGCGUGUCCGAAGGGGCAGAGGCACCAUCGCCAGUGAACCUGGAACGGAGCCCCACUGGGUAGCUUUUGAAGGGUGGGUUAGAGAUCGCAGGAAUUACACUUCGGGUAAACACAGGAAGCAGACGUACACCGGGGCAGGCACAUUUUCAUGCUCUAGCAUGAAAUGCACAUUUUUGGCCGGCAUUUUUAAAUUUAUAGAUCUUUCUACGACUAAAUUUGCAUAAUAUUCCAGAAAGAUAAAAGAACUACCCCGCAAAUGUGCAGAAUCCAGGCAGCUUGGGAAAAGUUGGGUCCACGGUGGGGUCCCGUGGGUCCGAUGCGCAGAGAACUGAACUCGUAAGAUUCUGUCGUGGGUUUCCGCGACGUGCAGGCAGCGCACCGCGGCCUCCGAAGCUGACAGGGCUCCAGGUGGCCGGGUGGGUAUUAUUUAUUUUAUUUAUUUAUUGGUUUAGCUCCAUGGCUUUCAUGAAGAACAUGUUAUAAUCUGAAAUAGACACAGGGAAACGACCGGCGAGGGGAGAGAUGGGAGGCCGGGGCAAACCUUGCCUUCAGCCCCUUCCUCGACUCCCGUCUCUGGCCCUGCUGGCUUCGGCUGAGGAGAGAGCUGUAGUCCGAAACAUCUGGAGGCUGCCAAUUCGGGGGAGGCGGCAAGAGCGUAUCGGGGCCCAACGCCCCGUUCCUUGACCCAAUUCCAGCGGAUUGGGUCAAGGCGCUGCGGCCCAGGUGAGCCACGGAUGGCGGGAUUCUGCCGUAAGCCGUCCCCUUGGGAAUCCUCGCUUGCUUCGUGCGCUGUGCCCGGGGCUGCUCUUUGGCCCUGGCCUUUGUAUCACCGGGUUUGGGGCGUUUGCACUUUGUAGUGGCAUUUUGCUGUUCAAUUACUACUGGAAUAUCUGGGGAUUGCUGGGAGUUGCAGGUCGACACUUUUGAAGAUCGCCAGGUGGGGAAAAGCUGGGCCGGGUGUUUGGUUUCCAUCUGGGCAGUUGAUGGGUUUGGUGAGAGCAGGGCUUUGUUCCUGGGGGACCUCGCAGGCGGAGGCGGCUGCAGCCACGCAGGAGCCCAGAAACCGCUGGGGCGCAUGGCCCAGGAAGCUGGCUGAUGGAACUCUGGCCGGUUGCAGGGCUGGAUGCAAGGAGCACGAUCGGCCCGCUCCUAGCGAGGCACCGGGUGCGGGAACACGCAAGGGCUGCUGUCCGCUGCUCCAGGUGGCAGAAUUGCGUCCGUCUCCAGUCCAAUAUUUUUUAAUAUGUGUUAGUCUUCUGUAUUGCUCAUGUACGGGUCUCUCAUCCCAGGUUUCUGAUCAGGUUCACGCCUACUUAAUUUUGCUAAUGCUGUAGCCUCAGGUGUUCCCCAGAGCAGGUACAGGCACACCCAGGGCCCUCCAGAUGUUUUGGAUGACCACCCCUAUACCCUCCAACCAUGGGUUUGUUCUGUACAGGCCGGCGCUGAUGGAUGGUGCCUUUGAAAACAUCUGGAGAGCCCCCGCCUUGCCUCCCGCUGCCCCAGAGCCUGCCUUCCUCCAAAGGCAUUGGACUGCAACUCCCAUCACAGCCAUGCUGGCUGGGGAUGAUAGGAGUUGUCAUCAGCACAUCUGGAGUGGGCCGGGUUGGGGAAGGCGGCUCUCGGCGAUUCACUGGGGCUCCAGAAGGCAGCGUUCAGAACUUGCUUCUAGACGAGAGCUGAUUUAAUCUUUCAAGUCAAAGUGACCAUUAUUGUAUUUAUGUUUAGUUCUUUAACAAAAAGUUUGUGUAUGUAGUGAGGUUAUAUAAACAUGAAUGGAUCCGAUACAAGUAUUGGAAUCAAUCGUUAAACUAGUUCCAGCGUUCUUUAGGGUUUGUUCCCAAUAGGAUCUCUUUUGUGUUUGCUUGGAAGAUACGUUCUUCAAGAUCUUUAAGAACGUGGCUCUUUGCAACACAUGGGUAUGUGCUCUUGGUGCACUGAAGACAUUUUCUUUGCAGAAGUAUUUGACAAAACAGGGUUGGAAUGUGUUUUGUUUGCAAAUGUUUGUUCUUGCUCUUAAGAAGCAAUCCUUUCACUUUUGGAGGUCAAAAAACUGUUGUAUUCUGAGUUCAUUCUUGGGUAAAGUUCCCAGUGGUUACCAUUGAGGGCUGGAAUGCUGGAAGUGUUUGAACUGGAGAGUUAUUUCAGGGUGUGGGGGGCGGUGGCAUCACACAUCUCGGUGUGUGUUUUAUCCCAAGAAUUACGAUCUUUGAGCUGCAUCGCCACUGCCUUUGCGGAACAGGAAAGGAUGUUUUGGCUUCCCCAACACGGCCACCUUCUGUGGGCACUUGCUUAGGCUCCUCAGAAACUCCCGUGGCACUUUUUAAACCCCCUAAUCUCAUGACUAACUUUAGCCUUUAGCCUUCAUCAUGGCAGAGAGAAAUUUGAGAGCCAGGGCCCAGGAGAAGGUCAGUAUCAGUGGUGAACAAAACAACCCCAAAUCAUGGACAUCGUUGCUACGCUAUUCAGGUUUGCCAGCUGCUGAAAAUGCUAGUAAUUUUUAUGAACUCCGGGAGGGGUCCCCUGACCAUUGGUCAUGCUGCCUGGGGCUGCUGGGGAUUGCACUUGAAAGUGUCUGGAGGGGGCCCAGGCUGGGCAAGGCUGACCGAUCCACGUAGGUGACCCUCUUAAGGUAGGGGGAGUUGGGCCUCCUGCGGCGCCACAGACACCGUCCAGUGUUGGAGAAGCGGCCAGGAGCUUCACCCCCGUGAUGGGCGGGGUCAGAGGCAAAAGGGGCGUGGCCGGAGUACCAGCAGAAUUUAGGGUAAUGCUCUUCCUGCGAGUGGCCAAACCUUCAACCUUUCAGGGGGCGGGGGCAGGGGCAGGGGGCUGCUCAAGAGCCAGAAAACCAUCCAGCAAAGGGGGUGGGGGUGGGCCAUCUGAAUUGAGAAAGCCCCUUCCCCUCUUUCACGGCUAAAGGCUUUGGAGGAAAUAACAGAAGAUGUCAAGUUCCCAGAAGAGAACGUGAACUUCAUUCCUAGGCGGCCCAUGGGUCAAUAUGGAGCCGGUGCUGUGUGUGAGAGGUGGCCACUCCUGGCCAGGCCCCGCUCCCAAGACAGACGGCUCUUCCUCUGUGCCGGGCCCUGCAGGCCUCAGCCAAGGCUCCCUGCCGAGGGCGUUCUCUGACUUGGAGGCCUUCAGUCUAGGGAAUCAAUGGAUAUCAGGCCGUCUUCUCUUAAGUUUCCAGAAGCUAUGCAAUUGGUAACGUAGCAAAUAUGGCACUUAAAAAAUGUACGCACUUAAAAAAUAAAGUGGAUUCGACUUCUUUUUUUUAAACCGUGGAGCCAUUUUAAUGGUAAACUGUUCAUAGCAACCAUUCUGCAGUGGGGUGUUGUACAUAAAUGAGGUCCGGGGAUAUUUUUCACAUGUGCAAAUUUUCAUAAAUGGGUGGUUUUUGCCAAAGGUGGUUUUUGUUUUGUUUUGCAAAUGCAGUGGGAUCUUGUCGGUAACGUCCACACACACACACGCACACUGUAGACAAUUGUCUCAUUUCCCCUGUAGACAAUUGUCAUAAGCAAGCAGCCGUGGCUCUGUUACGCAUGCUGUUGCCUGGUGUGGGUGGAUGUUUUUAAUUACACUUAUCUGAAGAAUUUGUACCUACUCUUGUUUGAAAAUAAUUGCUAAGAUGACUAAAAAUGAAACUAGAAAAUUAAAAUUAUUUUUCCAGUUUA
Elgaria multicarinata webbii is the source of this 5790-nucleotide messenger RNA. Its product is annotated as calcium release-activated calcium channel protein 1. Gene Ontology annotation, biological process: store-operated calcium entry. The record is from RefSeq and is a predicted model, not a curated record. Gene Ontology annotation, cellular component: membrane. NCBI's taxonomy places the organism in Eukaryota, Metazoa, Chordata, Lepidosauria, Squamata, Anguidae. The transcript has 2 exons. Gene Ontology annotation, molecular function: store-operated calcium channel activity. The coding region runs from base 34 to 714 and encodes 226 amino acids.